Triticum turgidum subsp. durum (durum wheat) is the source of this 345-nucleotide messenger RNA. The record is from the annotation of a GenBank genome assembly. Lineage: Eukaryota; Viridiplantae; Streptophyta; Magnoliopsida; Poales; Poaceae.
AUGUCGAGGGUUGCUCGGCCGGUGAGCGGCACCAAGUUCCUGUCUCGGCGAGCGGCCACGUCCGGCCAUAAUCGUUGUGGUUGCUGCCUAGCACUAGAUGAGAUGCUGACACCAAGUCGCGGGACAACAGCGAAAAAUCCGCACACUAGGCGAGAUAUGGAUGGAGUAUGUUCCUGCAAGGGUGCCGACGGGUGUUUGUUUCGGAAGAUUCAGCACAAACUAGUACAAGCAAAGGUUAGUACGGAAGUAAUGUAUGCAUCAUUGUUUCGGUUUUCCAAUGCUUCCUUCUUUGCAUUGGUAAAGAUGUUUUUGCAUUUGCCACAUGUCUUGAUCUUAGAGUUGUAG